This is a messenger RNA of Carassius auratus (goldfish), 2431 nucleotides long. RefSeq names its product zinc finger protein 501-like. NCBI's taxonomy places the organism in Eukaryota, Metazoa, Chordata, Actinopteri, Cypriniformes, Cyprinidae. Gene Ontology annotation, molecular function: DNA-binding transcription factor activity, RNA polymerase II-specific; RNA polymerase II cis-regulatory region sequence-specific DNA binding. The record is from RefSeq and is a predicted model, not a curated record. The coding region runs from base 685 to 2226 and encodes 513 amino acids. The transcript has 4 exons. Gene Ontology annotation, biological process: regulation of DNA-templated transcription.
CAGUGAGUAGGAAGUACAUUUUAAUUUGAAUUAGGAUGCAAGAACUAUUUCUGAGUAUGGUGUUACAGUCACAUGACCUACUAGAGUCGGUCGUGUUACUUAAAAGCCAUUCAUAAAUCUGCUCCGGUCUCAUGGAACAGUAAGUGUCUAUCGAAUGCACAAUUCAGAAUCUUGCUGGAAGUGGACGUUAAUCCAGGUACUUUUUGCCUACUUUCUUUCAAAUAUGAAAUUUCAUGCUUCUUUAUUAUAUACCACAUGAAUAACUUGACGAGUAUGUCGGAAUUGAAAAGAAUAGGCAAAAAAUUUAUUGACAUACCUAUAGAAAGACUCUGAAGUGUCCAUAUGUUCAUUUUAGUGUCCCGUUUGUCACAUUUGAUUGUCAUUAAGCAACAUGACUUGAAUGAAGUGUUUAUUUAUACACCAUUAACCACAUUAGUUUAUAAAUUUCAAAAACGUAAUUGUGAAUUUUGGGCUUUGCAAGCAUGACGCUGUACACUGAAAUGAAAUGUGCAGUCUUUAUUUAAGUGAGAAAGCAGGUGCAGACAGAAUAUCUACUAACACCUCGUUCUGACUCAGAGAGAUUAGCACUUCUCGAACUGUAGGAGGCGCUGUGACCAUCUUAGUCCAGUAAAUCCACCGGUAAAACCACUGAAGAAGAAAAGACUGUUGGAGGCUACAGACUCGAUGUUGAGCAUGAAAGCGCAGGUGGAUGUGGUCUGCUGUAAAUCAGUAGGAACUGAUCUGUCCAUGCUGGAUAUUGAGGAUUUCAUCACAGAAAUCUGUCAGCUGAAGAAAGAGGUGGCUUCACUGGAGGCAAAGCUGAGAGAAAGAGGAGACAAACUGUACAGAGAGGAUGUGGAGCAGGUUUGGGUGCGUGAGACUGAUGGGACAGAAGCUCAGGAUUCAGUCUGGAGCGUCAGAGAUCAGAGAUCCAGAGACACACAGGACUCAGAGCUCAGCCUCACUUUACUCUGUUAUACUGACGCUCAGGAUCAUGAAUCCACUGAUCAAACCUCUGACUGUAACGCUGGAGAACAGCAGAUGCUGCAGACGCCGCUGAAGAUGUGCUCCGUCAAACUGGUGGACUGCAGGAACCUGAUCGAGAGCAGAGGAGAAGAAACCACCGCAGAGAAACAACAACAACACACUGAUGAGGAAGAGGAGGAGGAGGAGGAGGAUAAUGGGGAGGAUGAUGAUGAUUUCUUUCCUCCAGGUGAUAAAGGCUGUUCAUCUUCUGAUGGAGAGACAGACUUAACAUCAAAAGAGCAGCUGACGGUCAAGAGUUUCUCCUGCAGCACCUGUGGAAAAACACUCAGUUCAGAGGGUCAUUUAAAGAGACACGAGAGAAAACACACAGAACCGAAAAGCUUUAGCUGUAGGAGAUGCAAAAUCAGCUUUCCUACCGCAGAAGAGAGGAGAAUUCAUUCAAAAGAGCACAGCAGGAAGAAGGAGUUUCACUGUGAACAGUGCGGGGAGAUUUUUUUCAUUCAUUCUAGACUAAAAGUUCACUUAAAGACUCACGGUGAAAAGUCAUUCCACUGCAGUGAAUGUGACAAGUAUUUUAGCACCAAAGGAAGUCUUGUUGCUCAUAAGCGAAUCCACACGGGAGAAAGACCAUACAAGUGUCCUCACUGCGAGAGAAGAUUCAAUUACGGAUCUCAUCUGAAGAAACAUAUACGUUUCCACACUAAUGAGAGACCGUAUCAGUGCAGUGAAUGUGGGAAAGCAUUCACAAACUCAUUCACUCUAAAGUCACACCAGAGAAUCCAUUCUGAUGAGAAACCGUAUCAGUGCAAACACUGCGACAGACGAUUCCGUCAAAGAUCUGCUCUGAAUCUUCAUGAGAGGACACACACCGGAGAGAAACCAUAUCUGUGCGCCCACUGCGGGAAGAGCUUUUCAAAUCCAUCUCAUUUUAUAUUUCAUAAGCGAGUCCACACCGGAGAAAAACCAUAUCACUGCAGCAUCUGUGGAAAAAGUUUCAGUAAACAUAGUACAUUUAGAAACCACAAGAGGACUCAUACUGGAGAAAGACCGUUCAAAUGCUCACAGUGUGAAAAGACGUUUGCUCGAUCAGACGUCCUUAAGGUCCAUCAGCGAGUUCAUACAGGAGAGAAACCUUACUCAUGCUCCAUCUGCGGCGAGAGAUUCGCUUAUUUAGGUAGUUUUCAGACCCACCAGAACAAACACGCUAAAGAACAAACUGCUCCAGAAUCAUCAGAGUGACUUUCAUCAGUCAAUCUGGGAAAGAAAUCUUGUUUGGCUCGUCCUAAAAGUCUUCAUUGAGUUCUUACUGCCAGUAGGUGGCAGUGAACUUUUUAAUGUGGUGGACUGAUCCAAGUGCUGUAUAUAAUGUAAUGUUUGACUGAGUAGAGCAAUGAUUUUCUGUUAAACAAGACAGAACUAUUAAAAAUCAUCAUCAAAAAAAAAA